Molecule: messenger RNA, 713 nt
Organism: Drosophila montana
Lineage: Eukaryota; Metazoa; Arthropoda; Insecta; Diptera; Drosophilidae
Gene: Ilp1
Product: Insulin-like peptide 1
Exons: 1
Coding region: 249-701 (150 amino acids)
Cellular component (GO): extracellular region
Molecular function (GO): hormone activity
Source: RefSeq, a predicted model, not a curated record
UGCGUGGGUUGGGUGUGAGUUGUUGUUGUUUUUAGGCAUGCUUUGCCGUGGCAUGCCCCAAUAUGUAUGCCAAAUGUGUAUGCAACCAAAAAGUGCAUUGAACCGCCGCAAUGCUGGGCAUGUUGCUGCUGCCACUGCAUGUGGCAUGUUGCAUGUGGCAUGUGGCAUGUGGUAGCGCGCACACGUAUAAAUAGCGGCCGUUGCCAGCAGCAUUCAGGCAAAACGCUCGCAACAGGCCCGCCCGCAAUAUGUUGGACAAUAGCGCAUCUCAUGCACCUGCCAGAGGCCAGCGCCAAUUGCUGAUGCUGCUGCUGCUGCUGCUGAUAGCACUGGGCAGCAGCUGUUGCCACGCCGCCGCCGCCGCCGACGGCUUCAGCGUCGCCCAUUUGCUGCGAGAGGGCAAACACAAGCUGUGCGGCCAGGCGCUGAACGAUGCAAUGGACAUGGUCUGUGUGAAUGGCUACAAUACCAUACCGAAAAAGCGAUUGGAGUCGCCACCGGAAAUGGGCAUCGAUGCGGACCAGUUGCAAUUACGGCCAGGUGCUGGCUAUGCGCUGAGUCCAUUGCUGUCCAGCAUUUAUGGCGCCGAGGUGCUCAUCAAGACGCGACGCCUCCGGCGGCAGGCUGGCGGUGGCAUCUAUGAUGAAUGCUGUCGCAAUGCCUGCACCUAUCCGGAACUCUUGUCCUAUUGUCGCCAAUAAAGGACACACACA